GACAUCCGCCGGGGCUGCCCCGCGGGCGUGGGCUGUCCCCAGCCUCCAAGGCUGAUACAUCCUCCUUUUCCCUACGUGUCAGAUCCCUGAGCCACGCUCGCAGAUCUGACACGGCAAGCCCACGGCAUGAUUUGGCAAUGAGGGCGCGUUCGUGAUUUGUUUCCUCCGCGAGAGACUUUUACCAGUCAGGACCCCUCGCAGUGGCCGCCGCUCAUUUCUGCCCCUGAAGAUGCUCCGAGUUAGCCACAAGGAAGAGGGAAGGUGAUACUUGGAUAAUCAUGGGUCAAACCGGAAAAAAAUCUGAGAAGGGACCAAUUUGUUGGCGAAAACGUGUAAAAUCAGAAUAUAUGAGACUGAGGCAGCUCAAGAGGUUCCGACGUGCUGAUGAAGUAAAGAGUAUGUUUAAUUCUAAUCGUCAGAAGAUACUGGAAAGAACUGAAAUCUUAAAUCAAGAAUGGAAACAACGUAGGAUACAGCCUGUUCACAUCAUGACUUCUGUGAGCUCAUUGCGCGGGACCAGGGAGUGCUCUGUUACCAGUGACAUUGAUUUUCCAAAACAAGUCAUCCCACUGAAGACUCUCAAUGCUGUUGCUUCUGUGCCUAUAAUGUAUUCUUGGUCUCCCCUUCAACAGAAUUUUAUGGUAGAGGAUGAAACUGUUUUACAUAACAUUCCUUAUAUGGGAGAUGAAGUGCUUGACCAGGAUGGUACCUUUAUUGAAGAACUGAUCAAGAACUAUGAUGGGAAAGUGCAUGGAGACAGAGGUGAGCCCAAACACUCAGAAUGUGGAUUUAUCAAUGAUGAAAUAUUUGUUGAGUUGGUCAAUGCCCUUGGUCAAUAUAGUGAUGAUGAAGAUGAUGAUGAUGGAGAUGACAAUCCUGAUGAAAGAGAUGACAAGCAAAAAGAUCGGGAAGGUAACAGAAUGGAGAAAGAAACCCACCCACCUCGGAGAUUUCCUUCUGAUAAGAUAUUUGAAGCCAUUUCCUCAAUGUUUCCAGACAAGGGUACAGCAGAAGAAUUGAAAGAGAAAUACAAAGAACUGACUGAGCAGCAGCUUCCUGGAGCUCUUCCUCCUGAGUGCACACCGAACAUAGAUGGACCAAAUGCUAAAUCUGUUCAGAGGGAGCAAAGCCUGCACUCUUUUCACACACUGUUCUGUAGACGCUGUUUUAAAUACGAUUGCUUCUUACAUCCAUUCCAUGCAACUCCCAAUACUUAUAAACGAAAGAAUACAGAAACAGCAUUAGAUAAUAAGCCUUGUGGACCUCACUGUUACCAACAUUUGGAAGGCGCCAAGGAGUUUGCGGCUGCCCUGACCGCGGAGCGCAUCAAGACCCCGCCGAAGCGGCCCGGCGGCCGCCGGAGGGGGCGGCUCCCCAACAACACCAGCAGGCCCAGCACGCCCACCAUAAACGUUCUGGAGUCGAAGGACACGGACAGCGAUCGGGAGGCUGGCACUGAAACCGGCGGGGAAAACAAUGAUAAAGAGGAGGAAGAAAAGAAAGAUGAAACCUCCAGUUCCUCUGAAGCAAAUUCUAGGUGUCAAACACCAAUAAAGAUGAAACCAAAUAUUGAGCCUCCUGAGAACGUGGAAUGGAGUGGUGCAGAAGCUUCAAUGUUUAGAGUUCUUAUUGGCACCUACUAUGACAACUUCUGUGCAAUUGCCAGACUGAUUGGGACCAAAACAUGCAGACAGGUGUAUGAGUUUAGAGUAAAGGAAUCUAGUAUUAUUGCACCAGUCCCUGCUGAAGAUGUUGAUACUCCUCCCAGAAAGAAGAAAAGGAAACACAGGUUGUGGGCUGCUCAUUGCAGAAAGAUACAGCUGAAAAAGGUUUACAGCUCUGAAUACUCAAAGCAGCUGAGCAGUGGCAGAACGAGGUGCACUAGGAAGGCAGAUGGGUCAUCGAAUCACGUUUACAACUAUCAGCCAUGUGAUCACCCACGUCAGCCUUGUGAUAGCUCAUGCCCAUGUGUAAUUGCUCAAAACUUCUGCGAGAAGUUUUGUCAGUGCAGCUCAGAAUGCCAAAAUCGUUUUCCUGGGUGUCGUUGUAAAGCACAAUGCAACACCAAGCAGUGCCCCUGUUACCUGGCUGUCCGUGAGUGUGAUCCUGACCUCUGCCUCACUUGUGGAGCAGCUGACCACUGGGACAGCAAAAAUGUUUCUUGCAAGAACUGCAGCAUUCAGAGAGGAUCCAAAAAACAUUUACUAUUGGCACCUUCAGAUGUGGCAGGCUGGGGAAUUUUUAUCAAAGAUCCUGUACAGAAGAAUGAAUUCAUCUCUGAGUACUGUGGUGAGAUUAUUUCUCAGGAUGAGGCAGACAGAAGAGGAAAAGUGUACGACAAAUACAUGUGCAGCUUUCUGUUUAACUUGAAUAAUGAUUUUGUGGUUGAUGCAACACGCAAGGGCAACAAAAUUAGAUUUGCAAACCAUUCAGUAAAUCCCAACUGCUAUGCAAAAGUUAUGAUGGUUAAUGGCGAUCACAGAAUAGGAAUAUUUGCUAAAAGAGCCAUUCAGACUGGUGAAGAACUGUUCUUUGACUACAGAUAUAGCCAAGCUGAUGCCCUUAAGUAUGUGGGCAUUGAAAGAGAAAUGGAAAUCCCUUGACACCAGCUACCUCUUCUUUUAAACAAACAGCUGCCUUAUCUUCAGGAAUUUCUAGUACUGUGGGCAAUUUUAGAAAAAUAAAAAUGAUGCAAUUUGAAAUUCUGUAUUUGCAAAGUACUGUAACAGUAAUUUAUAGUAACAAAUUUUAAAAAAAACCAACUUUUUAUUGCCUUCUCACCAGCUGCAAAGUGUUUUGUACCUAUGAACUUUUGCAAUAAUGUGGUGUGGUACAUUUUUCAACCUUGAAUAAAGGAUACUUGAACUUCUUCAUUUUUA
Messenger RNA from Cyanistes caeruleus (blue tit), 2879 nucleotides. RefSeq names its product enhancer of zeste 2 polycomb repressive complex 2 subunit (gene EZH2). Gene Ontology annotation, biological process: heterochromatin formation. NCBI's taxonomy places the organism in Eukaryota, Metazoa, Chordata, Aves, Passeriformes, Paridae. The record is from RefSeq and is a predicted model, not a curated record. Gene Ontology annotation, molecular function: protein binding; chromatin binding; histone H3K27 methyltransferase activity. Gene Ontology annotation, cellular component: nucleus; ESC/E(Z) complex.